Messenger RNA from Arachis ipaensis, 645 nucleotides. Its product is annotated as LIM domain-containing protein WLIM2b. The record is from RefSeq and is a predicted model, not a curated record. Lineage: Eukaryota; Viridiplantae; Streptophyta; Magnoliopsida; Fabales; Fabaceae.
GACUCUCUUCACAAACUCAAGGAUCCACAUGCAAUUUCUCAAAGAAAAUGUAUCUUCUAUUUUUCAUGAUCAAGAACUAAAAGUAAAAAUGUAAGUAAAGCAUUAUGUCUUUCAUUGGAGCACAACAAAAGUGCAAGGCUUGUGACAACGGUGUACCCAGUUGAUCAACCAUCAGCUGAUGCCAUUGCUUACCAUAAAGCUUCAUUACUGUAAGCCUUAUUAUGAGCAUCUCUUCAAGGAGACAGGAACUUUCAAACAGAACUUCCAAUCACGUAUGUUUCUUAUUUCCAAGAUUGAGACAAGAUCCCCUAGUAAGGCAGCUGGUAUGCUUUCUGGGACGCAAGAAAAAUGUGCAACAUGUGCUAAAAUUGCGUAUCCAUUGGAGAAGAUGUCCAAUAACAACAUCCAAUGAUGCAGCACUUGAGGUUGUCUUGUACUGCAAGCACCAUUUCUCGCAGCUUUUUAAGGAAAGGGAGCUAUAAUCAUCUCAAUAAGUCUGCAUCAAUAAAAUGGGCACCAACAUCUACUCCACAUUUAUGAACCUUGCUGCUUUGCAUUACUUUCCCUUAUGAAAAAGGAUCCCAGUCUCUGGAGGGUUUCCAUGUGUGUUUUUUAAUGGUUAUUCCAUCAUAUGACUUGGGUGUA